Messenger RNA from Grosmannia clavigera kw1407, 1296 nucleotides. RefSeq lists its product as uncharacterized. The record is from RefSeq and is a predicted model, not a curated record. Lineage: Eukaryota; Fungi; Ascomycota; Sordariomycetes; Ophiostomatales; Ophiostomataceae. The transcript has a single exon. Bases 1 to 1296 code for a protein of 431 amino acids.
AUGAGUGUGCGAAAAGGAUCCCCUCUGCCGCGGCCUAGUGCCGACGCCCUGUCGCUGAAUUCGCAGCACGGCAGCGGAUCAGGCGUGUCGCGCACGCCGCUGGUGGACGUGGACGAUGACCCGUCGGAGCAGCUGCUGAUCGCCGAUCUGCCACCGCUGUACUCGGAAAUCAAUGCUGUCAGCGGGCCGGCACCGAUUGAUGAGGCGGCUGCACCUGGUGCCGGCGAGCCUCUGGGCGACGUGUCCGGCGAUGCUCCCGACGACCGGCUGCUGUUUAUCGGUGGCGACGGCCACACGGGCAUCAUUGAUGCUGUGCGCGACGUCAUGCUAAAGGACGAGGCCCAGCCGGUGCGGAAGGUGGUGAUCCCCGGCUCGACCGGAUGGAAGAGCCUCGCGGACCAGGUGUUUACGCUGGCCUGCCGGGUGCCGCGGCCGUACGUGCGGCUCUUGGGCUCGCACAUGCAGACGAUCGACCGCGACGGCAAGAAGGAGAACCGCAAGGUGACCGACUUUGACGUCCGGCUCGACCUGACGCCGUACCUCUACUCGGACGUGCAGAGGAACAGAGCCUGGCGCUCGGUCCACCUCAUCAGCAAUCACACGCUCGCGCGGCGCGGCACCGUCUUCCGCUGUCGGGACUCGGCCGCCGGGCCCGAGAGAGCCCAAGAGGAGGUCUUCGUGUCGGACGAGUGCAUCGGCCUCGAGGGCUGGUGCCAGCGCUUCUGUGCCGACCGGUCGGCGCUCAAAUGCUUCACGCUCGAGCGCCGCGUCACCGGCUUCGACCAAAAAAAGGUCCGCACUCAGAUGGAGACGCUCGUGCGGCGCACCAACUACCGCGGCCACCUCAAGGUGUCCUUCCCCGUCGACGAGGCCCGCAUCCACAUGUACAACGACCACCCGUUCAACCGCUGGCGCCUCACCCGCUGGAUCCGCAUCGUCUGCAUCGCCACCCUCUUCAUCGUCUUCACCUGGCCCUUCCUCUUCUUCCGCACCAAACGCUACGAGGUCGUCGUGUCAUGCUGGGCUUUUUCACGCCAGGAAGACGACCGUCCGGCCGAAUACGUCAGCCUGUCCGAGGACCAGCUGUACAACCUGUGGGCCCGGGCCAUCAGCAAGGCCGUGCUGGAGAAGCGCCAGACCGUGCUCGACCAGGAGGAUCUGCGGGCAGCCGAGGGCGCCGAGCCAACGUUCCGCUCCGGCAGCGAGGCCGUCGACGGAGCAGUGGGAUUCGUGCAGGCCGGCAUUAGUGCUAUGAACCACAUCAACCGCCAGAACGGCUGGGGAGCAGAUUGCUAA